Pelobates cultripes (western spadefoot toad) is the source of this 1323-nucleotide messenger RNA. NCBI's taxonomy places the organism in Eukaryota, Metazoa, Chordata, Amphibia, Anura, Pelobatidae. The record is from the annotation of a GenBank genome assembly.
AUGCGUCAGACCACAACUACAGGCCCUGUGGACGUUAGACCACUUCUUCCUGACUUUCCUGAAGACUGCUUGGACGCUCACAGGGCACAUUGCUCUCUACAUGGACAAAGAAUGGAGGGAGAGCAGCCCAAGGAUAUAAUUGUCUAGUCUCAAUAUUUUAGGCCAUCAUAAGGAAGUGUAGAGUCUCCUAUCAAUGUAAACCUCUACAGACUUUCCAAGACAUCUCAGCCCUUACUCUACAAAAGAGAAAUUACUUAUUUUGGUUAUUUGUCUUCUUUGUUUUAACUUCCAUUUUACCUUUUUCUUUCCCCUCUAUCCCCUGUUGCGAUGGAUAACUUGGAGGCUUACAGUUUCUUUUUUAUUAUUAUUUACAAGUGUGUAGCUAUUUCAAGGGCUAAAAUCAUUCACUUUCCUGCCUUCCCAUGUGACUGUUAAAAUUAUCACCUUGAUUUAUAAUUCUUGGAUAAGCUUUUCAAAUAAUUUAAUAUUUUUAGAUAAACUUUUAAAAUAUUUUUUUCUAAAUAUCAAAAAUGUAUCAUAUAAAAUAAAUAUAUCAAUAUAUAAAAAUAAUGAACAUAUUAAAACAUAUUUUAAAAAAUAUAUUAAAUAGGGGCAGAACCAGCAGCCAUACCAAGCAGACGUGCAUCAGAUGAGCCCCCAGCAAAACAGUAAGAAAUUGCUGAUUGUUUCAGCUUUAACUUACCCCAAUGCCUAAAAACAAGGGUAAACAAAAAUAAGAACUACAAACCCUGAAAAACCUCUGGCGACCGCCAACAUCAUGGAGUUGCUCAGGAGGACACGUAUCCCGCAGAGGCCUGUAAUGGCACCUCCCUUUGACAGCUCUCACAAUCAACCAGCAAGGCCUUCGUGGAUAGCAAAAAAGCAGACAGCGAGGGAGCAUACUGCCCCGCCUUCUGCACCUACUGGAGGCUCACCGGUAAUGGAGGGCAUGAUGAGAGACCUCCUAGGCGAGCUCUGAUUAAACAUCCUGGCAAUAUAGGCCAAUUCCAAGAGGAGAUUGGAGGAGCAGAAGCCAGGCUUACCAAUCUAGAAAAUAAACUGCAGGCGUUACAACGCGAACAUGCUCUGGCCACAGACCGCAUGACAGUUAUGGAGGAUAAGAGACUGUGGAAAACUGUAAACAUGCACAGCCUUGCAGAUGGCAUGGAGGCUGCUGAAAUUCCACACUUCUUCAGGAGCCUGCUGGUGAAUCUCUUUUCUGCCAAACAGGCUAAAGUUAUGCGGCUGGAUGGCUGCUACAAAAUACCAGCAUCACCAAAAACCACUGUGGGUACCAGCAGGGAUGUCAUUAUCCACUUCUAA